AUGGAGAACGGCGACCGCGUUACCAGCAUGCCAGCUGCGGCGGCGACCAAGGCUCGGACGGCGCCAGUGGAGGCAACAGCGGUAGUGCGGGAGCAGGACCGCAAGAGGACGACGGAGAAGACGUUCCGCACCAACAACCUGAUGUCCAUCAUGGGACGCGUCCUGCCGCCGUAUCCACGAUCCAUGAUCAACCAAGAGGCCGUGGACGCCAUGGAUCCGUGCGUCGCGAAGUUCGUCGCCAUGGUCACCAAAGAGGCCGCCAAGCAACGCAACAAGGAGAAGAGGGCGAUCCUGAGCGUUGGCGACCUGAUCAAAGCCAUGGAGAAGCUCGGGUACGACCACUACGUCGGGCUCCUAACCCAGUACCUCCGCCGGUACCGCGAGUCCAAGGGCGAGAUGGGACCACAGCCGCCGUACGACUUUAUGUCAGGUUCAAGUCAGGUUCUUGAGGCCGCUGCGGUGGCAGGGGAAAUGCCAACAACACCACCACGCCCGUCCGAUUUUACAUUGGGUCUGCCCAUGGUUGGAGAUCCGGCGCCGGCGACAGCUGUAGCAUUUGUUCAGCCGCUGUACGACUUCAUGGCCCAAGGUCCGGCGGCGACGACUCUUGCAGUGUCGGCUACGGGGGAGAUGCCACCAGCACCACCACAUCCGUCUGAUUUUACAUUGGGUCUGCAGAUGUACGAUGGUCAGACGCCUUUGGCUAGAGGGGAACUAGGCCUCAACACAGGCAUGCUCGCGCUGUGGUCCGGAGCUGAAGCAGCGCCAAGCACCUCUAGCAUGCCACCUGCCGGUGACGACGAAUGA
Messenger RNA from Lolium perenne, 807 nucleotides. The record is from RefSeq and is a predicted model, not a curated record. Lineage: Eukaryota; Viridiplantae; Streptophyta; Magnoliopsida; Poales; Poaceae.